Ichthyophthirius multifiliis is the source of this 162-nucleotide messenger RNA. RefSeq names its product PIWI domain protein. The record is from RefSeq and is a predicted model, not a curated record. Lineage: Eukaryota; Ciliophora; Oligohymenophorea; Hymenostomatida. The transcript has 2 exons.
AUGGCUGCUAAAUGCGGUGCUACUUUAUGGAUUUCAAAUCCGCCUAAAGGUGUACCAGAUAAAACUAUGAUUAUAGGCACACAUGUGUAAAAAAUAAUAAUUAAUGGAUAAGAAUAAUAUGUAGCGGGUUUUGUAGCCUCAUAAGAUGAGUAUAUGAUAUGA